Messenger RNA from Megalobrama amblycephala (Wuchang bream), 3230 nucleotides. It is a transcript of the gene wdr20a, whose product is annotated as WD repeat domain 20a. Lineage: Eukaryota; Metazoa; Chordata; Actinopteri; Cypriniformes; Xenocyprididae. The transcript is spliced from 4 exons. The record is from RefSeq and is a predicted model, not a curated record. The coding region runs from base 27 to 1838 and encodes 603 amino acids. Gene Ontology annotation, molecular function: protein binding.
CCGGGCCUGCGGAAGGAUGAAUGUAAAUGUCAAAGAUGGCGGCGGAGGGAGGAGGGAAGGAGAUGAACGAGAUCAAGAGUCAGUUCAGCACGCGGGAAGGCGCGUAUAAACUCCUCACGCACUCCGAGUACAGCCGGCCGAACCGCGUGCCCUUCAACUCGCAGGGCUCGAACCCCGUCCGAGUCUCGUUCGUCAACGUCAAUGACCAGUCCGGUAACGGCGACCGAAUCUGCUUCAAUGUGGGCCGGGAGCUUUACUUCUACAUCUAUAAAGGCGUCAGGAAGGCUGCUGACCUGAGCAAGCCGAUCGACAAGAGGAUUUACAAGGGAACGCAGCCCACGUGCCACGACUUCAACCACCUGACGGCGACGGCGGAGAGCGUGUCCCUGCUGGUGGGUUUCUCAGCCGGGCAGGUCCAGCUCAUCGACCCCAUCAAGAAGGAGACCAGCAAACUCUUCAAUGAAGAAAGACUUAUUGACAAAUCUCGAGUAACAUGUGUAAAGUGGGUCCCGGGCUCCGAGAGUCUCUUCCUAGUAGCUCAUUCCAGUGGAAACAUGUACCUGUAUAAUGUGGAGCACACGUGCGGCACCACGGCGCCUCAUUACCAGCUGCUGAAGCAGGGUGAGAGCUACGCCGUGCACACGUGCAAGAGCAAGUCCACGCGCAACCCUCUCCUCAAGUGGACGGUCGGAGAAGGGGCGCUGAACGAGUUCGCCUUCUCACCCGAUGGGAAGUUCCUCGCCUGCGUGAGCCAGGACGGUUUCCUGCGGGUCUUUAACUUCGACGCGGUCGAGCUGCACGGGACCAUGAAAAGCUACUUCGGGGGGCUUCUGUGUGUGUGCUGGAGCCCGGACGGGAAGUACAUCGUGGCCGGCGGCGAGGAUGACCUGGUGACCGUGUGGUCGUUCGUGGACUGUCGGGUGAUCGCUCGAGGGCACGGACACAAGUCCUGGGUGAGCGUGGUGGCGUUUGACCACUACACCACCAGCGUGGAGGAGAGCGACCCCAUGGAGUUCAGCGGCAGCGACGAGGACUUCCAGGAUCAAAUCCACUUUGGCCGCGACCGGGCCAACAGCACGCAGUCACGUCUCUCCAAACGCAACUCCACGGACAGCCGGCCGGUGAGCGUGACGUACCGCUUCGGCUCCGUAGGGCAGGACACGCAGCUCUGCCUCUGGGACCUGACGGAGGAUAUCCUGUUCCCGCACCUUCCGCUUUCCCGAACGAGAACGCACACUAACGUCAUGAACGCGAGCUGCCCGCCCGCCGGAGGAAGCGGCAGCGGCACAGUCAUCACCACCACCGCAACCAACCCCAGCGCCAACGGCAGCAACAACAGCGCCGCCAACACGCCGGGCAACUCGCUCCCCGCGCCGCUGCCGCGCUCCAACAGCCUCCCGCACUCGGCCGCCGGCACCGGCAACAGCAAGAGCAGCGCGACGGAUAACCCCAUCGCUACGGGCGUCAGCAAGUUCGCCACGCUCUCACUGCACGACCGCAAAGACCGGCAUCCCGACAAAGACCACAAGCGUAACCACAGCAUGGGCCACAUCAGCAGCAAGAGCAGCGAUAAACUCAACCUGCUCACCAAAACCAAAACGGACCCUGCCAAGACACUGGGCACGCAGCUGUGCCCGCGCAUGGAGGACGUGCCCUUGCUCGAGCCGCUCAUCUGUAAAAAGAUAGCGCACGAGAGACUCACAGUGCUCAUCUUUCUAGAAGACUGUAUUGUCACCGCUUGUCAGGAGGGGUUUAUUUGCACAUGGGCGAGACCCGGCAAAGUGGGUUUAUUGUCAUCCCAAAACCAAGCCAACUCUCCCAGUGGAACAGUAGUAUAGCCACAAUAAUUCUGCUGCUAAGAGAUCCGCAUCGCGCCGCUGUGACACGGAGGGCCGCGCCGCCGUUUUCUCUCCUUUUCCCUUCGGUUCUUUCUGUCCUUCAUCCCGGAGGCCCGUGUACGCAGUGAACAUGCUGAAUUUGUGCAUCAACGGAACGGCUGAACCGCGGCCAUGGGCUUUCCUUUUGAUUUCCCAGAGUAUUUAUUUGAUUUAUUUUGUUUUCGUUAUGGUUUUCACUCUCAAAUGCAUCUCACUGUAUUAUUAUUUUUCUCUUGUGUAUUUCAAGCUUGCCUGAGGUGUGGGAAAUCAGUGAAUCCCGGGUGGAAAAGCAGUCGUCUUUGAACUCCAGACGUACUUCCACCCCCAGAUCCCUUUUAAUAGUUUUAUUUUCACCCUCUUUCAUACGGAAUAGAUCUGACCCCCGUUGUUAAACUUUGCACUGAUUUUAUUUUGGGUUUUUGUUUUUUUGUAACUACUAUAAAGGAUCAAAAAAGACAAAAAAGAAAGACGUAGAUGUUUGGGGAAGGCCUUGAUGCACUUGGCUUUAAUAUCCUCUGUCUUGAAAUCUGAAUCUGAAAAGCUGGAUGCUGCAAUCAUAGUUUUUUAAAAAGAAAAUUUGUUUGCACUUAAUAGUUUAUUAGAAGAGAAUGGCUUUACAUUUUUGUGUGCAAGGACUCACAGACCGGUAUAAUGUGGAGAAUUAUGAUUAAAACUUUGUAUCUAUUGAGCAUUUAUUUUAAUAUUGUUUCAGAUAAAAAUCUGCUUUGUAUUAUAUGUAUAAUAUUGUAAUUCAGUGAUUUAUUGGAGCAAAAGCAAAUGAUCAGUAACUCUAGUGGAAGUUUGUCAUCAUCACAGGAAAUAGUGACAUUUCUAAAGCAGAAAAAUAGACAUAAUAAUAUUAAAAAUAAUCUUAAAUAUGCAGGUUUCUGUUUUUUUUUUUCUUCUUCUUUUUUUCCAUUUUUCCUUGUCUCUUGUACAAAAGUCACCCAAAUGUAUUUUGAUAUAGGAGAUUUAUGUAUGCGAAACGCUAGAUCGUGUCGUCUGGCAGCAGAGCGUCGGACGCUGCUAAUAAAACGUAUGAAGCUCAGGAAGUCUAGCAGACGAAGAAAACAAAUCUUAUGACAGAGUUUCAAGAGUUCAUAUUUUGCUUACCAACAGCAAAGUUAUUCUGUGUACUACUAAGAAAAACCCACUAGGAACGACUAGGUUUAAAGUCGCCCAGUAGAAUCUUACAGUGUGACACUAUUAAAUGUCAUAACAUACCCUUUUUUGUGACUACCAGUCAUUGUUAAUGAAAUAUACACUAACCGGGAAAGACGUGGUCAUAUUUUUGAUUCAUGUGGUUAACAUUUUGCAUUUCACAUUUUGUUCUUCAUUAAAAAAGUCCAUGGA